UGUCUUGAUCUACUUUAUGUCAAUGGAGAGAACUAGAUUCUAAAUCCAUUUAUCUAGUUUCUAGUCUAGAUCUAGUAAUGAAAUGUAAUGAGUCGUAAAUGACUGCCUUAUGUAUGAAGAAACUGAAACUAUAGAAUAAUAGAUCUAUAGUUUCAUUGUUAGAUCUAAUCUAAAUGUUGCUUUAUAAGCGAUAAACUAAAAUGCCCUUAGACUAACUAUAAAUAGAAUUUAAUAGGUCUAGAUCAAGACUAGAGGUGCUCACAAUAUGUCAUUUAAUGUGAAACCACCACACAAAAAGAAACAACAUAGAAAUCAUCCAAAGCGGAAAUCUGAACUUAAAAGAAAUAUUUCUCCUCAUCAUACUAAAACUACCCAAAGCUCACCCAAUGAACAGGAUGUAAUACAAUUUCUUCAAAACCAGCAAGGGCCUCAAGAACCUUUAAAAAUUGCCAAAGCCCUAGGUGGUAGUACUAAAAAGUUUAUAAACCCAACAUUGUAUAGGCUGAAAGAUAAAGGAGUUUUGCAACAAAUAAGUCAGCAGCCACCUCUUUGGACCUUAUCCCCCAAUACUAUGAAUAACAAACAUCCCAGAAGUCAUUACUUAGCUCCCCAAUGCAAUCAGGAUUAUAGAUUCACACAGAACCUUGUCACAUAUACUAAAGAUGGUCUUGGAAGAGGACGAGGACAUGAUUUAUUUGGUAGUAGCUCUCCUGGACCCUGGGAAUCGGAGCAAAGCCAAUUUAAUCAGGAUCAAAUAAGUAGUAAUUUCCCACACAACCCAAUUCCAUAUGCUAGAAAUGUUUUUGGAAGAGGACAAGGACUUGAUUUUAAUGGUAUGGCUUCUUCUGGAUACAGAGAAUGUGAGCCAAGCCAUUUCAAUUAUUAUGAAUCUGUAUAUAAAUCUCAUAGAGGGCGACAGCACUUAAACAAACCUCACAAUUCCAGAAAUAAUUACAAACAUAAACCAGACAAAAAAAAUGAAUUAAAAAAAAACAGCAUUGACCUGUUCAAGCCAACUAUUGACGAUAAGGAUGCUCCUGGUGCAUAUACCAAAUCCAGUCCCGCUAAAGUUUGUUUAGAAAGUAAUGUACAAGUGCCAUCUAGGAACACUGACAAUAAUUUUGAUGCAGCUGCUGCAUUCAGAUCUGGUGGUGUCAACCAACAGUCAACAUUCAACCAAGAUUUAAUGCCCUUAGCGUCCACAUCCAGUGGUGUCAACCAGCAGUCAACUUUCAACCAAGAUUUAAUGCCCUUAGCGUCCACAUCCAGUGUUGUCAACCAGCAGUCAACUUUCAACCAAGAUUUAAUGCCCUUAGCGUCCACAUCCAGUGGUGUCAACCAGCAGUCAGUUAGUAAUGCUUGCCAUACAUCAGAAUCAGAAGAAGAGGAUGAGGAUCUUUCUCAUAGGGUUUAUGACAUUAUGCAAAGUUCUACUGGCGUGAAGUACAACAAUGUAGACUUUGAUGAUGAGGUGUAUAUUGAACCUGACUUUGACAGCUACAGUCAGGAGAGUGAAGAAGAUAUGAAUGAAGACUGGGGUGGUGCAAAGGAAAUCACAACAUAUAGUGCAGGGCAGGAUGACAUAUGUACAGAUGGUGACUCAUGUACAGAUGGUGACAUAUGUACAGAUGGUGAGGGCCAGUUUGACAAUCAGGACAAACAGAAUGAUAAUUCUUGUACUGAUGCUGGAUUCAGAGAUGAGGUUGAUAGCAUACCUAGUACAGUAGUUGUCAGGCCACUUAACCCUGCUCAGCUUUUGAAGACCCAAUUCAAUCUUGACAAUGAUAAAUCUAGUUACAAGGCAUUAUGUUUCAGGAAUGCAGGGCCAAACUCUGAGUUUGUCAUUGAUAGAUCUGUGGCACAAAACUCACAGUUCAUGAAUGACAGACCAACAGCACCAAGCUCCCACUUCAUCAAUAAUAAAGACAUGGCUUUGAUGCCUUGGUUGAAAAUCCAACCAAACUUGGCGGUUACUGAAACCUUCUCUGGAAAGACAGUGUCCAACAUGACUCUAGGCCAGCAGCUUCUGAAAGAAGGGAAAACUUGUGUGGAAGGAAUGGAGGACUUGAUCCUAUCUGACAACAAGAGUCAACCAUCCGUACGGCGACCUCCUUUGCUCAGCACGCCUUUAUUAAGAGGCUCUAACCCUAACCCAUCUACAUUUUCUUCUAGUCAAGGAAUAAGGUUUCCUUUUCAGCCCAUGGUACAGUCACAGUUGAAUAGAAACCCUCCAGCAGAAAGUCAGCCUUCUACAGUGCAGCCCAAACUUCAGAUAACUGCAGAAAGUUUUGCUGCCCUGAAUAAAAAUCCCAUCUCUGCCUUCAUGGAGUAUGCUCAGUCCAGGCAUCUUGCUGCUAGUAUUGAUCCUGUAGAUCAGCAUGGUCCUUCACACAAACCUGUCUUUGUCUACGCCGCCAAGCUUGGCAACCGCGUCUUCCCAUGUAUCUCCAGCAGCAACAAGAAAGAUGGAAAAAAAGAAGCAGCUGAACAGGCCAUAAGAAUACUGAUAGCUGAAGGACAGUAUCACUUACCCCAGCAGAUAAGUGUAAUGAAAAUGCCAGAGUCAAGUAUGACAGAACAUGACAAGAUUGCUGCAAAAGUUCACCAGACUUACAAUCAGCUCAUUGCCACUGUCCCUGAAAGUUUCCCAGGCAGGAAGGUUAUUGCUGGCAUUGUUAUGCAGAUUGAUUCAAUUGAAUCUGCUGAAGUUGUUUCCAUAGGAUCAGGCAAUCGCUGUAUCACUGGAGACAAACUGAGUCAGGAAGGCAACACAGUGAAUGACUGCCAUGCUGAAAUAAUCACUAGGCGGGGCUUGAUAAGUUUCUUAUGGGACCAAGUCAUUGCUUAUGCAAGCAACAAGGAAAGCUCAAUUUUAGAGCAAUCAAUGUUGACUGGUAAAUUAGCUAUUAGACCUAAUGUAAAAUUCCACCUGUAUAUUUCCACUGCCCCUUGUGGAGAUGGAGCACUGUUCUCACCAAGGGAUGUGAAAUCCAAUAAUUCACCAUUAACAGAUGGUUCCAUACAUCGUCCAGUUUACACAAACAAUGCACAUGGUGUGCUGAGGACCAAGAUGGAGGGAGGUGAAGGAACUAUACCAAUUGAAGCCAGUUAUAAAGAGCAGGCAUGGGAUGGACUCAUCACUGGGGAAAGACUUCGUACAAUGUCCUGCAGUGACAAAAUCUGCCGGUGGAAUGUUCUGGGUAUGCAGGGAGCCCUUCUGGGACACUUUCUGGACCCGGUCUAUCUCAGCUCCAUCACACUGGGUUACUUGUAUGAUCAUAGUCACUUGUGUAGAGCAGUUUGUUGUCGUCUUGAUCGUGGAGAUUCAUCCCUUAAUGAACAGUUACCCCAACCCUACCACCUGAACCACCCAGUUCUGGGUCGAGUAACAGCAUGUGAUCCUCCACGUGAAACCCAAAAGACUAAGUCUUAUAGUGUGAAUUGGAGGCUUGGAGAAGACAGGCCUGAAAUCUUAGAUGGCAGUCUUGGAAUUUGUUACUCUGCACUAGAGCAAAAGAUGUUCUCAAGACUAUCCAAGAAGAAUAUGUUUGACAAGUACAAAAGAGCCUGUGCUGCCCACAGAAGAUCAGAGCUCCCCAGUGGAAGCACAUACUAUGCCACCAAAAGAAUGAACCAGUCCUUCCUUCAGGCUAAAGAAGCUAUGUUUAAACAGUUCAGAGCUACAGGCUGCGGAAAGUGGAUCAGUAAGCCUCAAGAGGAAGAGAUGUUUUCUUAAUGUUUGUUGAAUGGUUGGAAAAGAAAGAGAAGUUGAAUUGAAAGACAGAAAUGACUUGUAAUUGUUGUGCUCUAUAUCGUGAACCAAAUUCUUAUGAAUAGUUCUGGAUUGUCUCAAAGUAUGUAAUUGGUGUUACUUUGAGCACUGGACUAAAUUCUAUUGAAGACUAUAGCUUGUACCUCAUGCUUAUAAGGAAUGCUAGUUUGUCAAAUGUAAUUCAAUCUUUCUUUUCCAUCUACUCAACAAAGAUUAAAAAAUCACUCACCUUGGAGUCUUUAAAGGAUACUGUAGCAGUUUGAAUUUUUAUGAGAAGCUCAUUUGCUCUGCAACACCACAUUAAUUGAAGACAUUUUCAAAGUUCUGACGUGGUUUAAUUACUAAAUGAAGCGAUAAGUUCAUGCCUUAGCAAUUUAAUUACUAAAUUUAAUGUAUAGUUACUGAAGUCAGAAUGAAAAAAAAUGACCACUAUUUUUGUCAUUUUUUAUAUUUCUAUAUUUAGAAAAUGUACCACAUCUUUAAUUUGUAACUAAGUUAUAAAGUUUGCACAUUUAUAGUUAAUAAAAGUAUUUUAUAUCUUUGCCAAGUACAAUUUUGACAGUAGAUAAGGGUUUCUAUAGGACCAUUUAAAAUCUCAAUCACGUACUUGGAUAGAAACCCUUUAAAUUUCUUUAUUUAAUUAAGGACAAGUAAAAAAAAUUAAUGACUUUUUAAAUUGUAAUUUGACUUUGUUUUUCUAGUUGUGUUUUUUGUUUAACUUGUGCUUUUUUUUUUUUUUACAAAGCAUAUAUCAACUCACUCUUGUCUGUCCGUGUCUAACUAUAAGAGGUGGACAGUCUUGACUAAAUUCUUUGUACAUUACUAAGUCAAGAAAAAUAUGACGGAAAAAAACAACAACCUUCAAACAUCAUUUUUGACAACAGGUUUUUAUUCUAAAAGUAUAACUUUAUUCCACUCAUGUAUGAUUAACGAAAUUUAAUUUUCAAACACAGAAACUUCAACCAGAAUUUUUUUUUUCUUUUUUUUUAAACCUAAAUUAGUUUAGAGGGCAAAGUAUGUAUAGACUUCUGAUUGUUAGGUUAAUUAUACGACGCACACUCUAACUCAUGGCCUGAAAAUAAAUAAACUGAACCUGCCCCAUGUACUGAAAGGUCUUGAAGUUGACCUUUUUUUUUUCUUUGUCUGUACUGGAUUAAUGAAAGUUGACAACACUUUUCAAAUAAAAAAAAACAUUUAUUUUGAGACAGCUACAACUUAUUGCUAUUUUA
Biomphalaria glabrata is the source of this 5001-nucleotide messenger RNA. Its product is annotated as double-stranded RNA-specific editase 1-like. Gene Ontology annotation, biological process: RNA processing; adenosine to inosine editing. The transcript is spliced from 13 exons. The record is from RefSeq and is a predicted model, not a curated record. Bases 266 to 3736 code for a protein of 1156 amino acids. Lineage: Eukaryota; Metazoa; Mollusca; Gastropoda; Planorbidae. Gene Ontology annotation, cellular component: nucleolus; cytoplasm. Gene Ontology annotation, molecular function: double-stranded RNA binding; tRNA-specific adenosine deaminase activity; double-stranded RNA adenosine deaminase activity.